Kluyveromyces marxianus DMKU3-1042 is the source of this 2304-nucleotide messenger RNA. RefSeq names its product serine/threonine protein kinase YPK1 (gene YPK1). Gene Ontology annotation, molecular function: protein serine/threonine kinase activity; ATP binding. The transcript has a single exon. The coding region runs from base 1 to 2304 and encodes 767 amino acids. Gene Ontology annotation, biological process: protein phosphorylation. Lineage: Eukaryota; Fungi; Ascomycota; Saccharomycetes; Saccharomycetales; Saccharomycetaceae. The record is from RefSeq and is a predicted model, not a curated record.
AUGUACUCCUGGAAACUCUCUAGCAAGUUCAGGUUUGGACGCUCCAAGGAAAAGGACGAGAAACACCACCAAAAGCACCUCGAGGAGCUCGAGCAGGACGCCAACGACACCAGGUCCUCAGUCGACCGCAAGGCUACCAUCGUUCCAGGGUCAGCUACAGUUGUACAGUCACGUGCAAGCACAGAUACAAGAGCUACUUCCGAUGACAACAGCACGAUGAGCCAGGGAUACCCUCAGGGCUACCCUCAGGGCCAGGGCUAUGGCCCUGGUUCUGGCAGUGGCCAUGCCUCAGGGCACGGUACUGGCACGUUUACCGAAGGAUCUAGCUCCACAGACGUCUCGAGAGAAAGCGUUACCGUUUCAGGGGCCCAAGAUCUCGAGUCUGGAGACUCCCACUUCAGCGAGAACGCUGCUCCCAAUGGUGCCACAGGAACCUCCACCAAUGGCCACACCAACGGCAUGUCUUCCUUCCAGCAACAGCAGCAGAACUUGUUGCAACAGCAGCGUCAGCAAGAAGCUUUGGCCCAGCAGCAACAAGAAAAUACAGCAGCAGCAGCAGCAUCAGCCAUGGCUGAUUCUGCCACCUCACCACCGCUCACCACACACUCCUCCAACGGGAUUCUCACCGUCAAGAUAUACUGUGGUGACGCUUUCAAGUUGCCCUUGCCCAUCGCAUAUAACGAACAAGUGCUCAGCAAGUUGUUGAGCAGCGGCGUAGACGUCACAAGCACCACGCAACAGGAAUCCCUCGAAGAAUUGAUCCAGAGCAUGCACGGCCUCUCGUUGCUGAAACAAGACGAGAGUAAACUGCUUUCCGGAGACGAUGCGUCCCAAUUCAUCCCGGCAAGCGUCAUCUUGCCCGGGUCCAAGAACCGCAACUCGUUGCUAUACUUCACCAUCGAGUUCGACAACACAAUCGCAACAAUCGAACCUGAGUCCGGGACUUUAAACAGACCAAUCUUCAACAAAAUAUCGACCUUCGACGUCACAAGACGCUUGCCCUACUUGAAGAUCGACGUGUUCGCCAGGAUCCCCUCGAUCUUGCUCCCAUCGCAAAACUGGCAAGAAACGCAAGCGGCCCAAGACCCGGUCUUGAGCGAUUACGUGCAAAAGAUCAAGAGCAACAACGAUAUCCACUUGGACUCGUUCCAGCUCCCACUGAACCUAAAGAUCGACUCUGCCUCCAACAUCCGGUUGUACAACCACCAGUGGAUCGACUUGGACGCCAAGAUGGGCAAGUUGAACAUCAGUGUCGACUACAAGCCCUCGACGCACAAGCACUUGUCCAUCGACGACUUCGACUUGUUGAAAGUCAUUGGUAAAGGGUCGUUCGGGAAAGUGAUGCAGGUACGCAAACGGGACACCAACAAGAUCUACGCGCUAAAGGCGAUCAGGAAGUCGUACAUCGUUUCGAAAUCCGAAGUAACGCACACGCUAGCGGAACGUACCGUGUUGGCCCGUGUGGACAAUCCGUUCAUCGUUCCAUUGAAAUUCUCGUUCCAGUCGCCAGAGAAGUUGUACCUAGUGUUAGCGUUCAUCAACGGUGGUGAGUUGUUCUACCAUUUGCAAAGAGAGGGCAGGUUCGACCUCUCGCGCUCGAGGUUCUACACGGCAGAGCUCUUGUGUGCGUUGGAGACGUUGCACGAUUUCGAUAUCAUCUACAGAGACUUGAAGCCCGAGAACAUUUUGCUCGACUACCAGGGCCACAUCGCGUUGUGCGACUUUGGGUUGUGUAAGUUGAACAUGAAGGACCAAGAAAAGACCACCACGUUCUGCGGUACUCCAGAGUACUUGGCGCCAGAACUCUUGUUGGGACAAGGGUACACCAAGGUGGUCGAUUGGUGGACGCUUGGUGUGUUGUUGUACGAAAUGCUGACGGGACUCCCACCAUACUACGACGAAGACGUGCCCAAGAUGUACAAGAAGAUCUUACAGGACCCAUUGCGGUUCCCUGAUAACUUUGACAAGGAUGCCAAGGAUCUUUUGAUCGGGUUGCUAUGCAGGGACCCCAAGAGGAGGUUGGGGUACCAUGGGUCAGACGAGAUCAAGUCGCAUCCGUUCUUCCACCAGUUGAGCUGGAAACGUCUCAAGAUGAAGGGGUACAUUCCUCCAUACAAGCCACCGGUGAUGGGUGCCAUGGACACUAGUAACUUUGACCAAGAGUUUACGAGGGAGAAGCCUGUUGACAGUGUGGUGAAUGAGUUUUUGAGCGAGUCUGUGCAACAGCAGUUUGGAGGCUGGACCUACGUUGGGUCAGAGCAACUGGGCCAGUCGAUGCUUCCUGACAAGUCGUUCCAAACCUAG